AUCAGCACCAUGGAAACCCAGGUGUCCAACGGUCCCAGCGGAACCAGUCUGCCAAACGGUCCAGUCAUUAGCACCAAUGGCUCCACAGAUGACAGCAAAACCAACCUGAUCGUCAACUAUCUGCCUCAGAACAUGACCCAGGAGGAGUUUAAAAGUUUGUUUGGUAGCAUCGGAGAAAUUGAGUCCUGCAAGCUAGUCAGAGACAAGAUAACAGGUCAGAGUUUAGGAUAUGGCUUUGUAAAUUAUGUGGAUCCAAAUGAUGCGGAUAAGGCCAUCAACACACUCAAUGGUCUCAAACUGCAGACCAAAACAAUCAAGGUAUCUUAUGCCCGGCCAAGCUCGGCAUCUAUUCGUGAUGCCAACUUAUACGUGAGUGGACUCCCCAAAACCAUGAGCCAGAAGGACAUGGAACAGUUGUUCUCCCAAUACGGUCGUAUCAUCACAUCCCGCAUCCUAGUGGACCAGGUCACAGGCAUAUCACGCGGAGUUGGCUUCAUCCGGUUUGACAAGCGAAAUGAAGCAGAGGAGGCCAUCAAAGGUCUGAAUGGACAGAAGCCUUUAGGUGCUGCUGAGCCAAUCACUGUCAAAUUCGCCAACAACCCCAGCCAGAAGACAGGCCAGGCCUUACUGACUCAGUUGUACCAGACAGCUGCCCGCCGCUACACGGGGCCCCUGCACCACCAGACUCAACGUUUCAGACUCGACAAUUUACUAAACGCCAGCUACGGAGUCAAGAGCAGAUUCUCCCCCAUCACCAUUGACAGCAUGACCAGCCUGGCUGGAGUCAACCUUACUGGUCCCACUGGAGCCGGCUGGUGCAUCUUUGUAUACAACCUGUCUCCCGAGGCUGAUGAAAGCGUCCUGUGGCAGCUCUUUGGGCCCUUUGGCGCUGUCACCAAUGUCAAGGUCAUCCGUGACUUCACCACCAACAAAUGUAAGGGCUUUGGCUUUGUCACCAUGACCAAUUACGACGAAGCGGCCAUGGCUAUCGCUAGCCUUAAUGGCUACCGCCUGGGUGACCGUGUGCUGCAGGUUUCCUUCAAGACCAGCAAGCAGCACAAAGCCUGA
Notolabrus celidotus (New Zealand spotty) is the source of this 1068-nucleotide messenger RNA. RefSeq names its product ELAV like neuron-specific RNA binding protein 3 (gene elavl3). Gene Ontology annotation, cellular component: ribonucleoprotein complex. Gene Ontology annotation, molecular function: RNA binding. The transcript is spliced from 7 exons. The coding region runs from base 10 to 1068 and encodes 352 amino acids. The record is from RefSeq and is a predicted model, not a curated record. Lineage: Eukaryota; Metazoa; Chordata; Actinopteri; Labriformes; Labridae.